Gasterosteus aculeatus aculeatus (three-spined stickleback) is the source of this 5335-nucleotide messenger RNA. The record is from RefSeq and is a predicted model, not a curated record. NCBI's taxonomy places the organism in Eukaryota, Metazoa, Chordata, Actinopteri, Perciformes, Gasterosteidae.
CACACAAAAAUAGAGGUACGAGAGAAGAACAGUUUUGUACUUACGGGUACACUUUUGAAGAAUGUUCCCUCAAUAAUACAGUAUUGGUCUUUAAGAGGUCAUAAGUGUACCUUUUGACUAACAGAAAGGGUACAAAGUGACUUAAAGCAAAAGAAAGAACAAAUUUGUACCAUUUGAAGGGGUACAUGCAGUAUUUGAAGUAAUUGUAGUAUUAUAGGCCUAUAUUAGUAGUUAUAGUUGAGGUAUUUAGAACUAUUAUUAUUAUUGUUAUUGUUUUUAUUGUUGAUAGCCUUUUAUUAUUGCCAACAUUUAGUUUUAGCUCAAUGUGAAGCAUGAGACUAUUUUGUUCUACAAAUCUGUUGAAUUUUCAGCUCAGUUUUGGAUUUACAGCCUCAUUUGAACGUGGUGUUUUUGUUUUGAGCUCAGUCAGUUUGGAAAAGCCUGCCUCACACAAGUAUGUGGAGGCAAAAGGAAGGAGAAGUUUUAAGGCCGUAUCCGGAUAUUCCCUCAUCAGUGCCACCCAGAAGAUCACAAGAGAACAAGUGGCAAAAAGAUGCUUCAACCUGCCAUCCCUGUUCAGCUCAAUAAAUUGUCCCUGCAUUUCUGAAGACAGACAAAUAAUUUCCUGUGCAGAUAAAUGGAUCUAAUUACCCACCUGAACUAGUCUUCUAAAAUCACUCACUGUAAAUCACGGUUCGGUGAGCUUUUAUUAAAUGGUUACUAAAAUGGUGGCUGUAGACAACCUAGUAACAUAAAAUUAUUUACUGAAAACAAAUCCUAAUUCUUCUGCCAAAAUAUAGUUCCCCAAGGUAGCACACUGGUUGUCAAGCAACAGCGGCGCACUAAUACCAGAGACGUCAAACUAGUGCCGCGCAGGACAGACAGGAGUCAGUUCACAAAAAAAAAGAAAAGUGUCCGUUCACGAUUCAACUGUUCAUUCAGCAGCUAUGUCACUCAAGGGGCUGUCCACGGAGGAACUUUUACAAAAGUUGGUGGUAAGUAAAGUUUGAACUUCAUAACUAUCACCAAAGACGAAAAUGUUUCUAGCUAACAUCAAAUCAUUGGUAUCAGUAGCUAGCUAGCUAGCUAAGCUGGUUCUGAUAUUACAGUCACUAACGUUAAUUCACUUAACGCUACUGUAGCUAAGCUAGACAAUACUGUACCUUGAACUGCCAAAUACGCAGGUAGUAAGUAAAGUUAUUGAAAAUAUUAGCUAGUUUGCUCACAUAAUUAAGUCGGCUAACGUUAUUAGCCAUGCUAAUGUCAAGCUAGCAAAGGUACACUGUCUCCCGCUCAAAGCUCCAACAAACAAAAGAAAUCACCCAAGCCCGCGAAUACACUCUGAAUUUGAAGUAAGUUAUAAUUUCGUAUGUAUCUUAUUCACUAGUGUUUCUUACUUGGUGUUUAUUUAUUCAUGUUUCCAUUUUUAUUCCGACAAAACAUUUAUAUCGUAGUUGGUGGUAAAAACAUGUUAAAGGAAAAAAUAUAUAUUUUGAAUUGGCUUAAUUAAUUUUCUCUCCAAGUAGCAACCUUUUAUCUUCCGUUUAACGCAACACACAGCAAUGUGCGGGGAUAUUAGUGCUGAGUGGCUUAAGAUAGUUCACGCAACACAUCCUGGUUUUUAAUAAUUAGUCAGUAAACGCAGCAUUGUCUGAAGCAGGCUGGAAACAUUGCACUUUUAUUUACAAGGACUCGUCGCGGUGCUACGUACGUUAGUUUUUGACUUUAGUCAACACGUGAGAACUCGUCUGACACAAAGAGUAUCCAGCUGAGUGCUACAUGUGUGAAAUAACAACUAUAGUCUGCACUGUGUGGUGUGUCUGUAAACGGCUUCAUUCCGAGUCCCUCCCUCCCCACUGGCACCGUGAGUUACCAUGGUUACAGGAAACUGAAAUCCUGAAACGUUAUAAUGAUGAUCAAUAAGAAGUAUUUGGUUAGUUUGACUGUACAAAAUCAUGAAUGUAGCGUGAUUGUAGCUUGAUGCUGACAUCUUGUAUUCUAACAUAUAGAAAAAAUGUAAAGCCUCAGAGCUUUGAUUAUUAACAGUAUGUUAAUGAUGACUAAGGGGAUAACUCGCCAUCAGACUGACAAGGCUGCAAAAGUUGCUGUUUGUAUGAUGUAUUUUUCUGUUGAACAUAAGAGGCUAUUAUUAAUAAUAAUUAAUGAUGAUAAUGAGAAUUAGAAAAAUAACAUACUAAACAUUUCUGUAUAAUGACAUAUAAUGAUUAUAUACAGUUUUUUAAAAACUUUAUUUACAAACCAUAUUACAGCGAGUUGCAAAAAAGGUUGUUUUUUUUAAUGAAUUGCGUCAGUCACUAUCUGUAUGUCCAGAGUUUCAGUGCUUCUUUUAAUAGCUUUUUCAUUUAUAUUUCAGACAAUGAUGUGGAUGGAGAGACAGUAGACUGCAGACUCACAGAAAAUAUGAUUGCAUAUCUCUUUGACAAGUCUUUCAAAAAGCAGCUAAAAUUCAGAGACUUCACACACCGCUACAAGGAGGUCACCGUUACUUUGGAAGUGGUCAACCCAGAACAACAAACAUGUGAAGCUUCUGUGUCCCCAGCAAACCAGAGGUGGUUGGAAUCUACUUGCCACAGACUGCCUGCAGUCAUUUCUAUUCCACAAUUCCUACAAGAUGUCCAGAGCCGCUUAGAUGCUAAAGAACCGGUCCGCAAGAAACAAAAGUACCGUAACAAAAUAAUUGGGACUCUGUAUGACAUGCUGUCACAGUGUCCAAUGUAUCCAACCAACUCGGACUACGUUCAGGUCGUUAAAGCGUUAAUUGGGAAGUACCCUUUCUUAAGGGAUGUACACGGGAAUGGUUAUCAUACCUGGCACAGCCAACUCAAGAGAAAAUUCCAAACAGAACAAGCUCCACUAAUCAACAAUGAAGUAAAACGGGUCAAAGAAAAGUUUUGGCAAGCAAGAUUACUGAAGACUCCACAAGAAUCUACAUCCACAUGUCCAAAACGACUGAAGCCAUCUCUAGAAUCAUGCAUUGUGGGGGAGGAUGCAACCUCUGUUGAGGCUCAAAUCAAGGUGCUUGAGCAAUACAGAAAGUUGCAUCCCGACAUGAAUCUGGUGAAAGACCGCAUGAUGAAAACCUUUGCAUGGAGACGCCGAGAAAUAGCAAAAGGAAUGUCAACUGAAGAUCUGUUGAGGAGAUCUCCAUUCCUAAGAACAUCCGCUGGGUCUCAGUUGUGCGAUGAGGUUGAUGCCAUGCACCCCUCUCCAGUCAACAUAUGCCACCGCAUCAGUGAGAACUUCACAUCUAUUCUCCCAAAUAUGCUGAAACUUGUCAAGGAUUCGCCACUGAAAAAACUAUACAUGGAAGCAAGAGAGGAUGCCUUGGCUGAGGAUAUUAAAGGAAUUGACUUCAGGGGUGGACUCCUCCUCUUGCCAUCCAUAUUCAAGGAGAAGAUUGAGGAUUUCAUUAUGCUUGGACAGAAAAAUCCUCAAACUCCAUAUCCAACCGUUCAACUGAAAGCACAAGGGUUGAAAUUUGCCCUCUCCAGACAGUGCCAGAGUGUGGUCAAUGUCGAGGGAAUUGAGGUCUGUUCUUGCACUUCGGUGGAUGAGGCCUUCAUUGCAGCUUUCUGCAUGUACUUUGUCUUCAACAUGGCAUAUCCUGGAUACUUGAAAAAGACACUGACCUUUCUCCAGAGGCUCAUCGCAAACAUCACGGGGGAUGGAGACAAAUCCCUGCCGGUAACUGUAACUCGAAUUGUCAACCUUCUUCAUUGAUCAUGCCUGGACUGCAUCAGUGUACAAAAUGCUCAAAGAGGACCUUUACUCUUAGAAAACUGAUUCAUCAUAUUGGACUUGUACAUGCACACGACCCUCAUUUCAACAUAACCUGUGGGAUAAGUAACUGCCAGUCUGCAUUUUCCAAGUAUCAUUCUUUUAGGCGGCAUGUUUAUCGAAAACACAAACACAACAUUUCUGAUUGCUCUGAAGUAACUGAAGAACAUUUUGAAGAACUAGUUGAACACACACAUGCAGUUGAACAGCCCACACCACCAAGUAUAGACACUUUGCUUGAAAAUUUAAGAGACCAUUUAUUUAGUUUCAUUCUCAAGUGUACUGAAAAAAAUAAUCUCUCACUCUCUGUCCAACAAGAUAUUGUUGAUGACCUACAUUUUUUAUUGUGUUUUUUCAAAGAAAACUAUGACUCAUUCAUUUCUUAUCAUUUGGAUAAGACUGGUUUCCGCAUUAGUGAUUGCCCAGAACUUGAGCAGGUUUUGUCUUCUUCAGACUUUUUUCAGAAAGCAUGCGAUUCUAUUCGGUCACCAUUCAUGAUAAAAGAGCACUGCAAAUCAAAAAUGGACAUGACAGAACCGAUCAGUUACACAGUAAGAGACAAUUCAGGAAUGAAAAUCGGUACUUAUUCUUAUGUUCCAAUCACACAGGUAUUGCAAAAAUAUUGCCAGGUGGAGGAUGUGUGGGAACAGAUUGUUUUGGAUAACCACGGAAAUCGAGAUGAUGACAUUCUGACCGAUUACAGUCAGGGGGUGUACUUUAAAGAGCACUCAUUUUUCAAAGAUCACCCUCAAGCUCUAAGACUUCACUUUUAUGAAGAUGAAUUUGAACUUGUGAACCCACUGGGGGCUAAAAGAAAUAAGUACAAACUAUGUGCUUUUUAUUAUACAGUUGGGAACAUAAGUGGAAAAUAUCGCUCAAAGUUGGGUCACAUUCAUUUAGCCUUAAUGGUUCGGCAUUCACAUGUGAAAGAGUCUGGGCUUGAAACUAUACUACAGCCCUUGAUAGCUGACCUGAAGAUGCUCUCUACAGAGGGCCUCACGUUCAGUCUUGAUGAAGUAGAGCACACAAUUCAAGCUGCUCUAGCAACCAUUUCAUGUGACAACCUCUCUGCUCAUAUGAUUGGGGGCUUUUCUAUGUCUUUUAAUACUGGCCGGAUAUGUCGAUAUUGUAUGGCCUCACAUUCAGAGAUACAACAUGGGUUUUGUGAGGAGAGUUUUGUUCUUAGAACAACUGAGGUACAUAAAUAUCACGUAGACUGUGUAAAAAAUGACAAACAAAGUGCUGUUGUAUAUGGUGUCAAUGGUAAUUGUACAUUUGAUGCGCUGCCUUACUUUGACGUGACAAAAUGUCUUCCCCCAGAUGUAAUGCAUGAUUUGCUGGAGGGACUUUUGCCUCUAGUAAUGAAGUUGGUCAUAUGCAAAGCUCAUAAUCAAAAGCACAUAACCAUAAGUGAACUCAAUGAUGAGCUGAAAAAUGUAAACAUUGGGAAGAAUGACAGACGAAACAAACCAGUGCCAUUGACUGAAAAACUCCUUGGACAUUCUACAGCAUAGUGUGGAUCAGCCAGUCAAAAAUG